GUUAUGUUUGUGUCUACAUAACCGUCAAAUAUACAAAUUUUUUAUAUUAAGAACAAAAUGACCGAAUUUACUUUAAGUUAUCGCGAAGUUAUACCGGAUCAAACGGUUUUUGAAAAUUGGAAAGAAAUCUCCCUUACUACAGGUGGGACACAAAGUACUCUCCAAGAUAUAAAAGUAGCUGAACGAGCAAAUGGAUUUGCUUAUGAAGAUUCAACAAAGCAUCAUACAAGAAAUAGAUUUAUUUACUGGAGAAUCAACUAUGAUGUCUUGGAAUUGGUAGAACAUAGUUUGGAUAUUAAUUUAACAGCAAAUAGAGUUAGAUACAAGUUUACAGAUACUCCUAUUCUGGAUGGAGUUUCCAUUCACGAAACUUAUGAAAAUAUUAUUGUGCUUGUCCCAACUGUUUGUAGUAUACACCGUUUAAUAUUUCCACACCCUGAUAGGUUUCAUAGACAGGAUGAUUUACUGGGAGUGCAUCCAGAUUUGGCUGCUCCCUCAAUAUUUUCAAAAGCUUCACCUGUGGAUGCCAGAAAUCCAAAUACUUUUUAUGUUUUUAAUAACCCAACCACUGCCACUGACCAACUGCCCAAUUUAGCCAGUUCUUACUUGUUACCUGAAACUGAGGAAGCAUUUUUUAUAUUAGCCUAUCCAUCGACAGAACUACUAUUGAUAAAACAAAAUCCUGACAAUGGUCAAGUUGUAUGUACAGAGCUGAAAGGGGAAUCUUUGAUGCCCAGAUUUUUGUCUGGUCUUGCAGAAAAGUUUAGACCAAGAAAUUCUGACGGUGAUACCAUAGUGAGUCUCUUGUUUUAUAUUGUUGAUUAUGAAACCUACGUUUUGACAUUGACAAGAGAUGCCCAUCUCAAGUUUUGGUCCUGUACUAAAGGGCAAUGUGUCGCUGUUAUAGAUGUCAGAGAAAAGACAGGAGAUGGUUCAAAGGAUCGAGUACAGGGAGCCAUAUUAAGAAAAGCAGUAGAUGGCAAUAGUACUGAAAGUAUCUUGGCAGUGUUUUUAAAUUACUCCAGUGGUGGCCAAUUCCAUAUCUUAAAUCCAAUAAUAAAAGGCCAGGAAAUAACAAUUGACAGAUUAGUCACUUUAUACUCUCCUGAGAACGAUCUUAUCGAUUUUGCGUUACAAACUAAUCGCCUUUGGUCUGUAUGGCGAUGUGAAGAUGGCGACAGCGUAGUGUACACUGCCACAUUGCCCGUGUCUCGUUGUGCUUCCUACAAAUCGAGCAAUUGGUCACCUAUUAUUUUAGAAACAUUACCUGAUGCCAACCAAGCACCUGCUAAUGAUGGAGACAGUGAUCCAGACAAGUAUAUUUGCAACACAUUUUCCAUCCCGGCAGAUUUCCUUUGCACAUAAUAAGCAAAGCUCUUUCUAUUUACAAGAGGUCUACUAUUUUAUCUGAUGCCCAAAUAUCAGCCUCAGCUUUAAAACAAAGAAUUUGUCUAGCUGUGGAUAAUGAAAUACAAAACACGUUAAAUGGAUCUAAUGUGAAUGAUGAUGAAUAUUUAGAAUGUGCAGAAUGGUGUUGGCAAAAAUUCUACUCUUGCUGUGUACAGUACCAUAUCGCUAGCUUAAAACCUCUUGGUCUGAUGUUAUUACCUUCUGUCUCUGGAGCAGUAUUUUUGAAAAAAUCGACGUUUUCAUUCCUUAGACCUUUGGAUCCCCUGGAACACAUGACUCUCUGCUAUGAAGAUGUUUACAGAGACCAAUUCAUCAAUUUUUCUAUGUUGGCUGAAGAUCCAGACACAACCGAUGAUGUAAUGAACUUGUUUAAAGUCAUCGUAUAUUUAGAACAACAAAUGAGUGAAUCAUUCGUCCAGGCAUUCGAGAAAGAAAUUUUUAAUCUACACGCACCUGAUGUCAUCAUGGAAGGUUUAUUAGAGAAGAUUCAAUCUGAAAUGGAUUGCCAGUUUGCAUCGCAUAUAUUGGAAAUGAUGAACGACGUUACCGAUCUAUACAAAGGAAUGCACAAAAUUUUAGAACUCUUAAGAUAUGAAAAUACGUUAGCCAGCCCUGAUAACGACAUCAAUCCUGGAGCUUUGUAUCAUUUCAGUUCCUUGUUGGGCACUUCAGUUGUCGCUGAAAGCUUGAGACAACAAGCACAGAUAAGGUUUCAAAUAUGUAGAAAUUUACUUCUGAUCUGCAACAUUUUGUUGAAUGAAAAAACGUUGGAUUGGGGUGUACUAGAAGCCAUACGUUCUGUAUGUACCCCGGAGAUUGUUGUACUCACACAAGCUAGUUAUGUAGUUCUAUGGCUGUGCGGAUUAACUACUAUAGUUAACUUACCUUUCAGUGCUCGCGAAUCUUCGAUAAAUAGAUUGGCGCCACUCAAAUUAGCUCCUGUUUUGAAUUUGAGACCCGUUACUACAUGCACGUCGUUAUUGGAACUCUUUAUAUCCUCUACCGGUGGCCAGGAAGCAAGGAAAUCUUUUGCCAGAGUAAAUUGCAGCGACGAAGCAUUGGCCCACUGGCAUAUCUCGCUUUUACCUUAUUUGAAUCACGUGAGGCAUAUAAUUUGGCCCAUAACUGGAGGUACAGUUCUUGCCGAGUGGCUGUUAAGCAGUGGACAACAUUUAUGGUUGCAGCAGUACGUUCGUUUACUUAGCAACUGGUGCGAAUGGAAUUGUUGUACACGAAACUUCUUGCUAGCUUCUGCCUUUUUGUCAACUGGAGAAUACAACAAAGCAGAAGAUUUGUUUGAAACUGCUGCUAAAGGGGUUUUAACAGAUGCCUUUUUACAAGAACGUUGUUUAAAAGGAAAUUUACCCAGUCCAACUGGAGCGUACAUUCACUACUAUUUAAAGGUUAUUCAACUAUUUGAACUUCACAAGGCCAAAGAUUCCGUUAUAAGCAUUGCAAAUACUGCUCUGAGUAUUGUAGACCCAGAAGAUCCGUUAGCGGCUACUUUAUAUUCCAUCAAGUUCAAACACCACUUGGCACUAAAGCACUACGAACUCGCCUUCGAUUCGUUGAAUGCGAAUCCAGAUGCAGAACGAAAAAAAGACAACCUGAGAGAUUUGGUCAAAACACUGUUGGAUGAAAAGAAAUUGGAUACAUUAUUGAACUUUACGUAUGGUAGCAUGGAUGAGUUCUUUACAAAUAUACUGUUGACUAGAGCUAGAGCAAACGAUGCGGUCAACAACAUUUUCUACGACUUCUUAUAUUCGUAUCAAAUUAAAAGAGGACCCCUGUCACACAGACUAGCUGCAUCAGUAAUGUACGAGCAGGCUUUCAGAUUAAAUCAUAUUAAUAGCGUCGAAGCACUGGAAAAACAGGUAAAAUGCUACUUGGCAGCCAAAAACGUUCUACAUCUAUGCAAACCAGAACACGCUUGGGUAGUGCGACCAGCCGAUCCAGAUGAAGAAGAUGAAGUAAUAACUAUUCAGCCUUUGGCCGGAUCAAAUGAAGAAAUGAAAGUGUUUAGAUUGAGAAAACAAGUUGAAGUUGUUAAUAUCGAAACUGUUGAGAAGGAACUUAUUUUCGCAAGUGCAAAAUUAAAAUUGGCAAGGUUUAGUUCGAGCCUAUCACCAGUUAAUAUAACAACUCCUGUGGAAUUGGUAACAUUAUUAAAUACUGCUGGUCUAUUCAAAACUGCCCUAGACAUUUGCACGACAUUUGAAUUAUCAUAUGCAAGCAUUUUCGAAGUAUUAACAAAGAACUGCGUUUCAUUGACUGAAGAAGAAAAUCCCAGUGCUUGGAACUGGCUGGUAGAAAAUGAUUUGCAAGAUCUUCCAGUUAAUAGAGAUAGUGCAGCAGAUGUAGUUUGGCAGUUCCUACAGGACUGCUUGGAGAAAUAUGAAAAACCUUGCAUGACCACACUACAUUAUGUCGUUUGCAAAAAGAUUAUAGGCAUGAGAGUCUAUUUUCCCCAUUGGCUUGUAGCUUCCUACAAGGUUCGAAAUCCUGCUGAGUUUUUAAGAUUAUUACAUGGUUCCGGAAGAUUAGAAGAAGCAAUUGAAUUUACAAGCGAGUAUAUACUAUCUGCAAUGGGUUACGGUAAAGAAUUUUUCGGUUUUACACAACCUUUAGCUCCAACGUCGCCUGCUUUUUGUUUACCUGUCUAUGCCAUCGAAAGGUUAAUUGAAGAAUUAAAAAUACAAAAUUCCAUGAGUCUGGAGCAACCUUAUCAGAAGGAAUAUGAAAAUUUAAAAACAUUGUUUGCAAAAUAUUUAGAGACUGCCACAAGAGUAUCGAACCAGAUGUGUCAAACAAAAUUAACUUCGGGAUCCCUUAGAACGAAUGUUUUUUCAAUAGAUGCUAGAUAAUACUUUCUUCAAUCUUUUUUUUAUACAAUAAAUACUUUUAAGU
Messenger RNA from Diabrotica balteata, 4317 nucleotides. NCBI's taxonomy places the organism in Eukaryota, Metazoa, Arthropoda, Insecta, Coleoptera, Chrysomelidae. The record is from the annotation of a GenBank genome assembly.